AUGUCUCGACGGCGAGAACCAAAGCGAUUCGCGCCACUGAAUCCCAAUGCCGAGAGCGGACACGACCUCCCGCAGCUAAAAGGCAUCAUCUUUGACAUGGACGGGACGUUGUGUCUUCCUCAGAACUACAUGUUCCGGGAGAUGCGCGAGGCCUUGGGAAUACCCAGAUCGGUCGACAUCCUGGACCACAUCCGCUCGCUCUCCAACGAACCGGACAUCGGGCCCGAGCCAGGGUCAGGACCACAUCCUCACUCGACAAUCAAUCCCUUUCAGCUCCCUGCCGAGGAAAUGCUGUCCCCUUUCAGCGACAAAAUCCCUGAUCCGCCCCCUUCCUCACCACAAGCUCGCGCAGUGGCCAAAAUCCAAGCUAUCGAGCGGAAUGCUAUGUCGUCACAACGUCCGCAGCCCGGUCUCCAGGCACUCAUGGACUACCUCACUCAACGGGGCGUGAGGAAGGCACUCUGCACGAGGAAUUUCCCUGCCCCGGUGCAUCACUUGCUGAGCAAUCACCUACCUGAAGUGGUGUUCGAGCCGAUCAUCACCAGGGAGACCGAGGGCGUGGAACCCAAGCCGAGCCCGGAAGGGUUGUGGAUGAUUGCUCGGGCUUGGGGCUUGGAUCGAGAGAUUGAGGCUGGAAAGAUCCGAGAGUCAGUCGAGUCAGGUGGCGACGUUGACCCCUUGGAAUUGGCCAGGAGGUAUCUGGGAUCCGGCUUGAUUAUGGUCGGAGAUAGCAUAGACGACAUGGCUGCAGGCUGGAGAGCUGGGGCGGCGACGGUGCUGUUGGUGCAGGACGAGAACCAGGAGUUAGCAAAGCACCAGUACACGGGCCUCAGCAUCAGACGACUCGAUGACCUUAUAGACAUUCUAGAGAACGGAUUUGCAGAGAGCGCACAGACAUAG
Messenger RNA from Fonsecaea erecta, 900 nucleotides. RefSeq lists its product as hypothetical. Lineage: Eukaryota; Fungi; Ascomycota; Eurotiomycetes; Chaetothyriales; Herpotrichiellaceae. Bases 1 to 900 code for a protein of 299 amino acids. The record is from RefSeq and is a predicted model, not a curated record. The transcript has 2 exons.